AUGAGUGAGUUCGUCACAGAGGCAUUCACUUUGCUGGCCGUCGCUAUUGUGAUCAUCGGUCUUAGAACCACGGCACGAUGGAUUAUGGUUGGGCCUAAGAACUUUCAGGCGGAUGAUUAUAUCAUGUUGCUGGCUUGUGUCGUGUACGGCCUGGAAACUGGUGCAGCAUAUAUGGUUGGUGCGUGGUUUGACGGCCUCGCAAAUAAUUCAAUGACAGAUGAAGAACGUACCACUUUAUCUCCCACCUCGCAUGAAUAUCACUUGCGUGUUGGAGGGUCCAAGGUCCAGGUCGCUGGUUGGUCUCUAUAUACUUUGCUGUUAUGGCUUCUUAAAACAUGUAUGGCUAUUUUUUACGCCCGAUUGACAGCGGGACUAGUCAAUAUGCGUAUACGAAUCCACGUCGCCUACUUCUUGAUUGCAGCCACGUAUAUCAUCACGGUUUCUUCGAUUCUAUUUGGGUGUCAUCCCAUGCACAAAAAUUGGCAGAUCAACCCUGAUCCUGGCAAUCACUGCCAGCCUGCGGUAUCCAAAAUUGAUAUCUAUGUGACUGUUGUACUCAAUGUCGCGACAGAUAUCUAUCUCAUCAGCAUUCCCGCCCCGAUGCUAUUUAAAGCUCGACUACGCUGGCGUGAAAAGCUCGAGCUCCUCGUCCUUUUCAGUGGGGGUCUAUUCGUGAUGAUGUGUGGCAUCCUCCGCUGUGUCCUAAUUUUAACAGCCGGUGCCAACGGAGCCGAACAAGCCGGUAGCUGGGCCUGUCGCGAAACCUUCGUCGCUGUCGUAAUCGGCAAUGUGCCAAUGAUCUACCCACUCGUCCGUCGCCUCGCCCGCCGCGCAGGCUUAUACCUUACAACGAAAUCCGGAGGAUCGCAGAGCUAUGAACUCUCAGCAGACUCCGCCGGCUAUGUGAAGCGAAAGAAGUUCCGACACCCCCUCUCGCUCCCAGUUGAUACAACGCUGUGGAACACAGUCAGUGACGAACAGAUGAUCUUACCCAUAGCGCGACAACAACCAGCGACUUGCACCGCCAGGGAAGGGGACUGGGAUACGAUUAGCCAUGGGAGUCAUGGUGGUGGGAUCAAAGUUGUCCACGAGACGAUUGUACACAGUGCGGAAAAAUAA
Molecule: messenger RNA, 1119 nt
Organism: Penicillium odoratum
Lineage: Eukaryota; Fungi; Ascomycota; Eurotiomycetes; Eurotiales; Aspergillaceae
Exons: 6
Coding region: 1-1119 (372 amino acids)
Source: RefSeq, a predicted model, not a curated record